AGCGGGGCGGUGCAGCGGCGGCCAUGGGAAGACGCGGCCGAGGCGGCAGGAGGUUGCCGCUGCUAGCGGGGCGGGCGGGCGCCGGGCGCCGAGUGAUCCCCGCGGCCCACCCCAGCGCGGCUGCAGCGGCCCCGCGCGGUGGGUCCAGGCCGGGGCGGCCCAGGCGAGAAGCGAGUUGCCGGGCCCGGAAGCGGGCAGCGCACGGAAUGAUCAACUUUUGCCCACAAUGUGGCCAGAAGGUAGAGACGGCAUUUCAUUUCUGCCCUGUCUGUGGGAAUAAGCUGCCUAAAGAAGAAGAUGAUGAGGAGCCAAUGCAACUCACUCCAGAUGCCUCUUUGUCCUCACUGAAAGCCCUGAGGCAGAAUGAGCCGCUUCCGGCAGAAAGAAAGACAGUGGAGUGGAUAUCUUCUGAGAAAAUACCAGCUUCCACUUCGACUGAAGAGGAGGCUUGGAGCCCACAGGCUGCUUCCCCAAGUACCAAGGUGGCAUCCAAGGCAAAAUUCAGUCCCCGAUCUCCCCGGCGGCCCAAGUCCACCUCCGUGGCACCUCUCCCAGAGGGCAAGAUCCUGACCGACCAGAACAGCAAGCAGUGGAAACUGGGGAGGCUUCUGAACCAGAGCGAGUAUGGGCUGAUGUAUGAAGCACAAUCAGCAUCUGGAGCCUGCCCUCAAAAGCAAAGAUACUUUCUCAAACUUGACGCCAAAGAUGGCAGGAUCUACAAUGAGCAGAUCUUCCUGCAGCGAGCAGCAAAGAAAAUCACAGUGGAUAAGUGGAAGAGGAUGCACUCGGUGCCCUUGCUGGGGAUCCCAAAUUGCAUUGGCUUUGGACUCCAUGAGAGUAACUACAGGUUUCUGGUGUUCCCUGAGUUAGGGCGAACUGUUCAGUCAAUCCUGGACAAUGCCACAAACCUACUGACGGAGAAACCGGUUUUCCAGAUCGCCAUCAGGGUGGUAUGUGGCAGGCCAAUGCUUUUGGGGGUUGUUCAGAGCUGGAUUCUCUCUGGCCUUUGCAAGGAUGCUAGUUCCAGUGCAGGUCAGGGUUGGGACCAAUGCAUCAUGGACUCCCUGGAAUACAUCCAUGGAAACGAGUAUGUGCAUGGGGAUGUCACAGCAGAGAACAUCUAUGUGAACCCAAACGACCUCGCUGAGGUCACCCUGGCGGGUUACUGCUUUGCAUUCCGAUACUGCCCGGGAGGAAAGCAUGUGGCUCAGCGUGAAGGCAGCAGGACUCCUCACGAGGGCACCAUUGAGUUCAUCAGCCUGGAUGGGCACAGGGGAGCUGGACCAUCUCGCCGGAGUGACCUGCAGUCUCUGGGCUACUGCAUGGUGAAGUGGCUGUGUGGCUUCCUGCCCUGGACUGACGAGCUGGCUGAUGUGCACAAGGUCAUGGAGCAGAAAGAGAGGUACAAAACAGACGUGGUCGGGCUUCUGCGACUGUGCUUUGGCCGAAAACCAACUCCAGAUGCCCUGCACAACUACCUGCAGCAAGCAAUGGCCUUGGCCUUUGAAGAGGAGCCAGACUACGAGGCACUGCGAAAGCUCUUGGGGAAGCCACUGGAGAUGAGGAAAGCUUCGGCUUAUGACUCAGUGGACCUCAAGGUGGUGCCUUAGAUCUCAAGAAACUGACUAAAACUGUGAGAAGUUUAACCUAUUGGAAGGGCCCUGCUCUGGGGCAGGCAGCUCGUGCAGUCCUUCAUUACACACCUGUUCUAGAUUUCCCUGAGGGUUUGAUAGGGAUUGUUUUUAGGGCUUUUACAGUGAUUUUUAGAAAGCUGACUUUUGAGCCAGUGCUGUAGCAUAAUGAGCUCCAGCUAAUGUGAAGACUAAACCCCUGCUUGGCAGAUGGCUGCCCCAACCACCGUUUGGAACUACCUAGCAACUGGGAGUGUUGCCAUAGGGACACAGACUGAGCCCAGUGAAGGGAAAAGAAAUCAGGGGGUUUAAAUGUUUGUAUCCUGCCUAAUAAACAUUUUGUUUUGUAAUAAAUGCUUUGUGGAUGGAU
Messenger RNA from Trachemys scripta elegans, 2001 nucleotides. RefSeq names its product VRK serine/threonine kinase 3 (gene VRK3). Gene Ontology annotation, cellular component: cytoplasm; nucleus. Bases 24 to 1610 code for a protein of 528 amino acids. Gene Ontology annotation, molecular function: protein serine/threonine kinase activity; ATP binding. Lineage: Eukaryota; Metazoa; Chordata; Testudines; Emydidae. Gene Ontology annotation, biological process: peptidyl-serine phosphorylation; signal transduction. The transcript is spliced from 14 exons. The record is from RefSeq and is a predicted model, not a curated record.